Messenger RNA from Penicillium macrosclerotiorum, 1608 nucleotides. Its product is annotated as RXT2 domain-containing protein. NCBI's taxonomy places the organism in Eukaryota, Fungi, Ascomycota, Eurotiomycetes, Eurotiales, Aspergillaceae. Gene Ontology annotation, biological process: negative regulation of rDNA heterochromatin formation; negative regulation of silent mating-type cassette heterochromatin formation. The transcript is spliced from 3 exons. The coding region runs from base 1 to 1608 and encodes 535 amino acids. Gene Ontology annotation, cellular component: Rpd3L complex; cytosol. The record is from RefSeq and is a predicted model, not a curated record.
AUGGCGACCCAAGCAGCGCUGAUUGCUGACACAAUUGUUGGCAUGAAACGUGCACUACGCAGAGAACGCGAUGGUGAGUCGAACUCGUUCGACACUGCUGGCCCAGGCUCUGUUGCUAACCUCGGUCUUCCUCGGACAGACUCCGGCCCCGACGACGCCAUCAUCCAACCAACAAACCGCGGCAACAAAAUGAAAGCGAACGCGAAGUAUGUUCGUGAGGGAGCACUGGGCUACAUAAAUGCCGAAGAAUUCUACAAAGAGAAGAUCGAACAUGCCGGCUAUACCCGUCAUAUUUUACAGCGCAAUCCGAUACGAUAUGAUUCCGAAGGCGAUGAAUUGGACGAGGAGGCUGAAGAUUCUGAGGCCGAUGCGGCCGCCGCUGAAGAGAACCCAUUCUCAGGGAUCGCAUUAGAAACGCUCAUGUGUCCGCUCAAGCACCCGUCCGAACUCCCCUCCCAUCCUUCGCUGUCCCAACCUUAUACCUCACAAGCCAUGGAAGAUAUGACACAGGCAGUCGAGGAAAAGCUGCGCCAAGAACGAGCUCUCCUAUGGCGAGCGAGGAAUCUACACCGACAAUUCCUCGGUGACGGCGGUUGGAUGCCUUGUGGCACUGUGGAAACCCUCGACGACCGCUACAUUUUUGAGCCUCGAACUGCCGAUGACAUCAAAAACGCCUCCUUAGCUCAGCAACGGAUAAGCGAGUCUGGUACCCCUGUGAUCAACGAAUCCCUCAAUUCCUCCAUCAAUGGAUCCCAAGGGAUGCUGCAAAAGGGCAUUCUCGGGCAAGAAGGACAACAGGCCCCGAAUGAAGUGGAGAAUAAUGUGGAGAUGACUGACGCCCCAGAGGCCACCGCGCAACCAGCGGCUGCCAAUGAUGUCCCAGAACCUCUUCAGGGUGUGAAAUCAGAAGAAACCGAUGCUGCUGUCAAAGAUCUGCCUCAGCAUUCAGAAGAGUCUGCUGCAAGAGGUAACAAUAUCAGUCUUCCAGCCAGCCAGGAUGGAACUUUGGGCCGCCGUGAAAAGCAGGAGGACAUAGAUAUAUCCAAGGACGGCGAGAAGGCCGAUACGGACGAGGCUCUUGAGAACGAAACCGAACAAGAUGAAGAGAUGCAAGAUGGUUCGUCCCCGGAGCCACCUCGCCGAAUGACCACUCGCGCCCAAACCAAUGCGGUCAACCUUCCAGAGGCUGGAAACCAAUCCCCCACGUUCUCUACGGAUAGUUCCAAUACCCUUCUAGUUCCUCACCCGCUAUUUCUCAUUCCUGAAAAUGUUCGCCCUGACGCGAACUUUGGUCUUCCCGCUACCGAGGCCGAGGAGACUCGUCGACUCUUGUGGUCCUAUAUCCAGAAACAGGAGGAGACCGUGCGCGGUUUUGAACAUAUGCUUGACUCUCUCCUGCGCGCCUGCCACAUGAAGGCCGACGUACUCGAGUGGUGCAAGGCCGAGGGCCACGUUGGCGAGAUGAGCGAUGGCGAAGACUGGUACGACCGCGAGAAAUGGGGUCUGGCCGAGGGCGAAGAUCUCAAGAAGGGCACCGACGAAGACGAUGUCGAGACUGUGGACGAGAGCCGCACGACGGCGAAGAGGGGCCGCGGACGACGGCAGUAA